This is a messenger RNA of Penicillium malachiteum, 2604 nucleotides long. RefSeq lists its product as uncharacterized. The transcript has a single exon. NCBI's taxonomy places the organism in Eukaryota, Fungi, Ascomycota, Eurotiomycetes, Eurotiales, Aspergillaceae. The coding region runs from base 1 to 2604 and encodes 867 amino acids. The record is from RefSeq and is a predicted model, not a curated record.
AUGUUGCCAAAAUCCCUGCAAGGUAGCUAUACUCGCUACAAGGAUGAUACAAACAGCCUAGCAACCUGGCUUCUCGAAGCCGCUAACAAGUGUGGUUAUCAACCCGAUGACCUUGCCUCCACCGCCCCUCCGCUAAACUCCAAAGAGAGCAAGGACAAGAACAGAAAAAAGCAAGAAAACGUCUCCUCAAAUCCAGUUCAAUACAAAACCACAGUCAAGAACCUCCAAGUCCUCGCCGAUGUCGUUGCCAAAUCUUCCCUCACCGUGCCUAGACCCAUUAUCGCCAUCGCCAAACGAGCUAUAAAACUGAGAAAACACGUUACUUCUUGGUUUCUUGGAAAGGGAGACACCGAAGAAAAUGAACGGCAUGCACACUUUGUCUCUGCGUUAGAACGGGUCUGCGAGACGCUGGAAUGGAAGGCUAGCAAAUUUCCCAAGCCUGAUGCCAAGCAGCCUCGUCAAACUGCUGACUCCAAAGAUCAUGAUGCGGACAUUGGCACAUUCUUGAACAGAUUUGCUGUUCUUACCGUUGAAGAACCCAGCGAAGCACAUACAUCUGAACAGGAGCAGAUAGUUACAUCCAAACCACAGAAGGUCGUCAAGGUGGAGCUCAUGGAGAACGAUGAGGAUGAGGCAGAGAAUUAUGAAGAUUAUGUGUUUUUCAAAGCGCUCUGUUUGUUCCAGGAUUUACAAAACAUGCGUGGCUUCAUUUCCGAUACCUGGUCAGAAUAUCGAGAUAAGAAAAUCGAUCUCAUGAAUGCUGCCCUGGUGACUGAUGGCGCGUUAAAACUCGCAAAAAGCUUGGUACAGGAGGUGUUAGAAGCCUGGGAUGCUUCCCCUCUUUCGUCAGUAUGGAAUAUUCAACAAUUCUUUUUCCAUAAGGCCUGUGACGCCCGGGAUAUCCGCCCACCUCUAUCUGAUGAUUUUUCGAGCAACAAAGAUGUGGCCGAUCUAGCUGAUUUGUCAUAUCUUCCAACAUGGCUUAUCUUGCGUUCGUUCUCUCAUACGUUGAAAUGGACUGAAAUACUCGCGAUGAAGAAGGGCUAUUUUGGUGUUCACAAUCCUAAAGCAAAUAGAGAAGUGAUGUCUCCACGUCAAAAAUCCAAUGAGGACAGUUUUCUUCUUCUAGAAUUCCUCUUGGAGUUUCGCAUGAUCUAUCCGUCUUUUCUUCGUUGCCCUUUUGUGGAUUCAAUUACUGGAGGGUUGAUUGAGUUUUUCCGAACCAAAAAGAUUAACACUUGGCUUUGUUUCGCCUCCCAGAUUUAUCUUGAUAUUUAUCAUCUCAUGCGGCACAGUACUCUAAGUGCAUUUGAUGACCUCCGAAUGUCGGGACUACGCAUCAAAAAAGUGGUUGAAGACUACUUCAAGUUUUGCAAGACACACCCAGAACUAAAGUUCUGGACCAAAGAGAGCGAUGAACCAAUCCAGGCGCUCAACAACGCAGUGCAUACAUUAGUAGACAAAGAUCAACUCUUCGAAAUUCUCUGUUCUGACUUCCCAGAGAAAGGACCGUUCGAAAAACAUGCCUUUAUUUCUCGAAGUCCUGUUAUGUGCGGGUUGAGCUCUUUUUUCCUCAAUACCUGGAUGCAAGAUCUUGGUCAGAGACUUGUCAACUCGCGGUACGAUGUUCGGUCCCUGGCAUUCUUGUACAAUCUUGUUAACGCACAAAGCCACAAGAGCACCAAGUGGCCUGAUAUGGAGACAUUCAUCAAGAUUCAUGGCGAGUCUCAUAUAUUCGUUGGGUCUCGCCCCAAGAAUGCCUCUGAGUCAUCGAAACAAUUCAAUCUGGCUACCGGUGAAUUCUCAGCUGCUAGGUUUGCCCGCGAUGCCCGCAACAGGCCACACCUUGGACCUGAUCGCAAGGAUUCCAUACCACUUAAACGAACAACGACAAUUACAGAAAUCCUCGAAACGCAAUAUCUUCAACGUUCCGGUGAAAGUGGCGAUAUCGGAAACAUUGAGAAGGUUCUGGAUAAGCUUUCACAGGAACUUUCUUCCAAAUCCAGCGGCAUAGGGCUUCAGUCAUCCAACUCGCAAGUAAUGUUUCAACGGAAAGGCUCUCAUGCUCACAAAAUCGAUGCACUGCAAAUUUUUGCUCUCAUGAAGAGCAGAUUGGCUGAGGAAGAACCCAUGGUUCUGUUCAACUAUUUUGGCAUGCACCAACGAUGUAUUGAGAUCCUGAGAUUGAUCCAAGGAAAAGAGCAUCAAGAGUUCCUACGGCAUUUCGACUCUCCCUCUUCGUAUAUGCACUUUUGUGAUGGCCCGUCAAUCUCAAGCAUUGCGCUGCUGGUUCUGCAGAUUGCGGAAGCCACAGAUGAGAGUCUCAAAUUGCUGAGAUUUGUACCCCCAGUAAGCAGUGACAGCUAUUUUGCUUGUCGACUUGUCAUAAGCUGUGGGGAAGUGAUGAAGGAAUAUCUUCAACGGAAUGGGGAUGUGGCAUGCAAAGAGCUAAGGGUCUUUUGCAAGAACAAGAAACCAUUCUAUGAUGCGAUUGAUUACGAUAAGGAGAGUUCAGACACAGAUGACUUUAUCUGUGUUGAUAUUGAAAAGACUAUGGACCCAAAGACUCUUGCCUCGCUAGAGACUGGAAUUCCAGUGGCGUAG